AUGGAGGACUUCAUGGAGGACUUCGACGGUUUUGAGCCCGCUCAUAUUAUACCAACAAGUUCCCCCUUCUCGCAGGAUUCCCUACAAAAGUCGGAACGAAGGGUCUCCACGUCCUCCAUUCCUCGUCCCUCGAAGACGGACAAGGAGCGACUAACCCGGGAUGACCGGGCGAUCUGUGUUUCUUUGCCCAAGAAGGUGCGGAACAAACGGGCCUCCACCCUGACCAAGUUGCAGCAGCAUGGGGAAUGA
Messenger RNA from Aspergillus clavatus NRRL 1, 249 nucleotides. RefSeq lists its product as uncharacterized. Bases 1 to 249 code for a protein of 82 amino acids. The record is from RefSeq and is a predicted model, not a curated record. NCBI's taxonomy places the organism in Eukaryota, Fungi, Ascomycota, Eurotiomycetes, Eurotiales, Aspergillaceae. The transcript has 2 exons.